AUGGUGCGGAAGCUAAAGUUCCACGAGCAGAAGCUUCUGAAGCAGGUGGACUUCCUAAACUGGGAAGUCACCGACCACAACCUCCACGAGCUGCGCGUGCUGCGGCGGUACGGGCUCCAGCGGCGCGAGGAGUACACGCGCUACAACCAGCUAAGCCGGGCGGUGCGUGAGCUGGCGCGGCGCCUGCGCGACCUGCCCGAACGCGACCCAUUCCGCGUGCGCGCCUCGGCGGCGCUGUUGGACAAGCUGUACGCUCUCGGCCUGGUGCCCACGCGCGGCUCACUAGAGCUCUGCGACUUCGUCUCAGCCUCCUCCUUCUGCCGCCGCCGCCUGCCUACUUUGCUCCUCAAGCUACGCAUGGCGCAGCACCUUCAGGCUGCUGUGGCCUUUGUGGAGCAGGGUCAUGUCCGCGUGGGCCCAGACGUGGUCACCGAUCCCGCCUUUCUCGUCACUCGCAGCAUGGAGGACUUUGUCACUUGGGUGGACUCGUCCAAGAUCAAGCGGCACGUGCUGGAGUACAAUGAGGAGCGGGAUGACUUUGAUCUGGAUGCCUAG
Molecule: messenger RNA, 555 nt
Organism: Phodopus roborovskii (desert hamster)
Lineage: Eukaryota; Metazoa; Chordata; Mammalia; Rodentia; Cricetidae
Gene: Imp3
Product: IMP U3 small nucleolar ribonucleoprotein 3
Exons: 1
Coding region: 1-555 (184 amino acids)
Biological process (GO): rRNA processing
Cellular component (GO): small ribosomal subunit; small-subunit processome; Mpp10 complex
Molecular function (GO): rRNA binding; snoRNA binding; structural constituent of ribosome
Source: RefSeq, a predicted model, not a curated record